AGGUCCAAUGCUAUCAUAAGGCUACAAUGACUGAAAUGAAACAUUCUUCUGAGUUCUCAUGUCAUCACCAUGGCAAAUGCAAUGGAGUAAUUUUUCUACUGUUGCUCAGCAAACAGGAUAUUGAUCCAUAAACGUGACGAAAUGUCUCUGUCUCUUUUCUUUAGCGUUGCUACAUUACUGCUGCCUUGUUGAUAAAAUAGCAGUUUAGACAAUGGUGAGAGUUAACACAGCAUAAGGUGUUUGAGCAGACUUGACAGAUUGUCAACUGAGGAGGUGAUCUACCUUGGCAUGACGGCAUGUGUCACCUAUCUCCUGGGGAAAUUUCAUUCAGGGAUCUAGGACUCAAGCCCCUGGGCCAUGGUACAUCAGAGUGCAGCAGCUACAAUAUGAGCGUAACUCCAUCCACCACCCUAGACAGCCAGCUGACCACUACCUGGAGCACUACGAACUCCUACCCUGAUGUUCCAAUGGUGAUGUCUGGUUACACAAGUCGCCUGUGGCCUUGUGACUCCCAGCCUCAGUUCUGGAGUAAGUACCAGGUGUGGGAGUGGCUGCAGCAGGUCAUGGACAUGCACCAGAUGGAUGUCUCCAGCGUUCCCUUCCAAAACUUUGAUAUGGACGGCCAUCAACUCUGCAGCCUGAGCUACCAGGACUUCCUCCGAGCUGCCGGCAGCGUGGGACCCAUUCUAUUCCACAGCAUCACAGAGCUCAAAUGGAGCGGGCAGUACCAUGUGGAAAUAGGGCAACUGGAACUAAAACCAGAAUACUUCUCUUGUCCAUUUCCAGACGUCAGCUAUCCACCUGGAGAAAUCUACGAUCCCUUGAAUCACCCCCUCACCCCUGCCUCCCCCAACCCUUCCAGUCCUGAUAUCAAACGGUCUUUCAGUUGUCAGGUCAAAAAACACAACCCAAGGGGGACCCACUUGUGGGAGUUCAUCAGAGACAUUCUGCUGAACCCAGAGCGAAACCCAGGGCUAAUCAAGUGGGAGGAUCGGACAGAGGGGGUUUUCCGCUUCCUUAAGUCAGAGGCAGUGGCACAGUUAUGGGGCAAGAAGAAGAAUAACAGCAGCAUGACUUAUGAGAAACUAAGCCGUGCAAUGAGAUAUUACUACAAAAGAGAAAUCCUCGAGCGAGUAGACGGACGCAGACUGGUUUACAAGUUUGGAAGGAACGCAAGAGGAUGGAGGGAGUCAGACAAGUGACAAUUUCAUUAAUUUAUUUUCUGUUUUGUCUUUAAUGUUGUAUGCAAAUGUGAUGUUUUAUUGUAGUUUUUUAUUAAGUGUGUUUGAUGUGAACUGUUUACACUAUGUUAAUAUAUUUUGCACUAAGAUGUUCUUUACUGUGCCUUAUUAAAAUAUGUUUGUAUUGUACCAGCAUGUCAGAAGUCAAAUCUCAAACAUGUGUUUUUGUCUAAAGUCCCAAAGGAGCACAUGUCAAUAUGUAGCACUCAAAACACAGGUGAAAAAAACAGAUGUAUGUUUUCAGACUGACACUGUAAAGUGUCCUUUGGGAAGGAGGCUUGACCACUGCAGAAAAGAACUACAUUAGAUAAUAAUACAACAACAUUCCAUAAACGCAAUGCAACGAUUAAGUACAAGAACACAUAAACAAGUGCUGACUGACAUAACAGAAUGGUUUGUCUUAUGUGUUUUUAUUUCAUAUUUUGCAUGUGACAUUUGUUGAUGUUUGAUACAAAUAAAGUCAUUUUUCAGGAUUGCAUGUGUACAAUUUGGGUGUCAUUGUUU
Molecule: messenger RNA, 1745 nt
Organism: Perca fluviatilis (European perch)
Lineage: Eukaryota; Metazoa; Chordata; Actinopteri; Perciformes; Percidae
Gene: ehf
Product: ets homologous factor
Exons: 9
Coding region: 297-1202 (301 amino acids)
Biological process (GO): regulation of transcription by RNA polymerase II; cell differentiation
Cellular component (GO): nucleus
Molecular function (GO): DNA-binding transcription factor activity, RNA polymerase II-specific; sequence-specific DNA binding
Source: RefSeq, a predicted model, not a curated record